AUGAUGCAGAAUGCAGAAUUUGGGAUGCUGCAAACUAAUUAUGUUAAAAAUUUCUAUGAAGAGAUUGAAAACGAAGCAAUGAUCUGGUCCAGAAAUCUUGGGGCCAAAAACUACUCAUUUAGAGUAAUCAACAACAAUGGCAACAACAAUCAUUCAGAAUUCUUAUGUAAUCACUAUCUGUAUUGUUACUGUGAGAGAAACUUCCCUUGGGAUCACAAGUUAAAUACAGUCUUUGCUAAGAGUGGCUUAAAUGCCAACAAAUGGGCUUCUCAAACCAAAAGCAAUCAGCAGGGGCACCAACAACUGCAACAACAAUAA
Molecule: messenger RNA, 318 nt
Organism: Phycomyces blakesleeanus NRRL 1555(-)
Lineage: Eukaryota; Fungi; Mucoromycota; Mucoromycetes; Mucorales; Phycomycetaceae
Exons: 3
Coding region: 1-318 (105 amino acids)
Source: RefSeq, a predicted model, not a curated record